UUGUGUAUGCCCACGGAAAGUUCUUGUUAUGAUGAUUGCAUCUUUAGAUUGGGGCAAGAGUAAAUGGAUAAAUGAAAUGACGUUUUCAUUUAUUCAGGUAACUGAUUUACUUGAAGGACAUCUGGACCUUAUGGAAGGUUUCAAUGAGUUUAUAAGCCACUGUGAUAACAUAGAUGGUUACCUUACCGCUACCCUGAAUAAAUCAUCCCUAUGGAAUGAUGGGAAAUUUCCCAUAUUGGUGAAGGUAGAAGAAACUCAAGAAAGAGAUAAAGAUCAGGAUCAUGUGUGGGAAGAAAGAAAUCAAGAUCAUGAUACCAGAGAGGGGGACAUGCCUAAAGAUUUACUGGCGCAGAAGAUCUUCUCAAGCAAGGAUAAGUAUAUCGGGAAACCUAUACAUGAACUUGACCUCUCUGACUGUGAGCAUUGCACUCCCAGUUAUAGACUUCUCCCUAAGAAUUAUCCAAUUCCAGUAGCAAGCCAGAGAACUGAGAUAGGCAAAGAGGUUUUAAAUGAUCACUGGGUUUCUGUAACUUCUGGGAGUGAAGAUUACUCAUUUAAACAUAUGCGUAAAAACCAAUAUGAAGAGAGCUUAUUUCGUUGUGACGAUGACAGGUUUGAGUUGGAUAUGCUGUUGGAAUCUGUAAAUGUGACCACGAGACGUGUUGAAGUAUUGCUCGAUAAGAUCCACGAUAAUACAAGAAGUGAUGACACCCCCAUUCGGGUUGAAGACUAUCUCAAUGCUCUCAACCUAAGAUGCAUAGAGCGUCUCUACGGUGAUCAUGGGCUUGAUGUUAUGGAUGUGUUGAGGAAGAAUGCACCACUUGCUCUGCCAGUAAUUCUGACUCGGUUGAAGCAGAAGCAAGAGGAAUGGGCAAGGUGUCGUUACGAUUAUAAUAAAGUAUGGGCUGAUAUUUAUGUUAAAAACUAUCAUAAAUCACUGGAUCAUCGUAGUUUUUACUUCAAGCAACAGGACACAAAGAGCUUGAGUACUAAAGCAUUAUUGGCUGAAAUAAAAGAAAUUGGUGAAAUGAAGUGCAAAGAGGAUGAUUUGCUUCUUUCUGUUGCUAUCGGGAAUAGACUGCAAGUAGUUCCUCAUUUGGAAUUUACGUUUCCUGAUCCUGACAUCCAUGAGGACCUUUAUGAGCUCAUUAAGUUUGCUUGUGAAGAAUUUUGCACAACGGAGCAGCUUGAUAAAGUUAUGAAGGUCUGGACUACAUUUGUGGAGCCAAUGCUUGGAUUUGGUACUCAUCAUCCUCAAGUUUCCAACGAUAGAGAAUUCAUCAAGAUGGACAGCAAUCACAUUGCUGAAACCAUCACUGGUGCUGUUGGGGAGAGGGUCAGGAGUCCUGCUAAUGCCAGUGGUUGCACUGUGAUUAAUUCCGGACUACCAAACAACUUUUACAAAAAAGGAGAUGAAGGUCCUCAUCCCAAGCGCUCGAUUUCAUCCAGAGUUCACUUAGCUGAUACUAGUGGUUUAGUAAAAAAGAAUGAUACUCAUACUGCAGCAGAUAGAUCUGCUUGGAAGAUUAAUGCUCCACGUAACCCACCUCACAUUGGCGAUUCACCAAGUGGUGUGAUUUCUGCUGAGCAGGAAGCCCAUUUAAGUGCUGCUGCAAGGAAGGAGACUCAUGGGAAAUUUGGUAGAGAAAAUACUUGUGCUUUGCAAAUGGGUCCUAGUUUGAUCAGUCUUUGUGGAACUGCUGUUCAUAGUGGACUUGAGAUAAGAACUUCAAAAGAAGCUAAGGAGCUUAGGUUCACAAAAGCAGUGCAAGUCGACUGUCCAGCACUUAAUUCAGAAGAAUUACUAAAAUUUGAGAGAGAAGAGGGUGAAUUAUCUCCAAAUGAUGAUUUUGAUGUCAAUAUUGAAGCAAGUAAUGACCUAGAAGUUGCACUGGUACAAACUACAAAGGAAACUACCACUAACAAACAGUACCAAACUGGUGAUAGAAAAGAGUCAUGCGGUAGAGUGGCUAGAGGUGAAAAUGAUGCUGAUGGUGAAGGCGAUGAAAGUACUCAAAGAACAUCAGAGGACACUGGAAAUGCAUCUGAACAUGGGGAUGUUUCAGGAAGUGAGUCUGCUGAUGGCGAAGGCUCUCAUGAUGAAGAUGGUGACCAUAAUGAAAAUGACAAGGCUGAGAACGAAGCUGAGGUGGAUGGUAUAGAUUAUGUUCAUGAUACUGAAGAUGGAAUUUCAUUGCCAUUGUUGGUAAGUGGCAUACAGACAACAGCUAAGCCUCUGAACACACUAGUUCCUUUAGCAUUGCAUGACAAGGAUGGAUUGAGAAUUUUUUAUGGAAAUGAUUCCUUCUACAUGCUGUUUAGACUUCACCAGACCUUGUACGAGAGAAUGCAUAAGGCAAAGUUGCUUUCUUCUUCAGUUGAGAACAGAUGGAGAGGGUCAAAUGCUGCAAACCCCACUGACAUAUAUGCUAGAUUUAUGACUGCACUCCGUAAUCUGCUUGAUGGUUCGUCGGACAAUGCAAAGUUUGAGGACGAUUGCCGAGCUAUCAUUGGGGCCCAAUCCUAUCUUCUCUUCACCUUAGAUAAGCUGAUAUAUAAAUUAGUCAAGCUGCUCCAAACGAUUGCAACAGAUGAGAUGGAAAACAAACUUCUCCAGUUAUACAUGUAUGAACAGUCAAGAAAGUCUGGGUUGUUAUUUGACGUGGUUUAUCAUGAAAAUGUUCGUGUUUUCAUUCAUGAUGAGAACAUAUAUAGAAUACAAUGUUCAUCUGCACCAACACAGUUGUCCAUUCAGCUCAUGGACUAUGGGUUGGAUAAGCCUGAAGCAGCUGGUGUUGUAGUGGACCCAAUCCUUGCCGCUUAUUUGAGUAAUGACCUACUCGCAUGUGCUACUGAGCAAAAGCAAAUUCGAGGAGUGUUCUUGAAGAGAAAUAAGCGAAAAUAUGCAUCGAUGAACGAAACAUACGCGACACACAAGGCAAUGGAGGGACUUCAAAUAAAGAAUAGUCUAGAGUGCAAGAUUGCUUGCAAGUCAUUGAAGGUCUCAUAUGUUUUGAACACGGAAGACUUCAUGCGCCGGGUAAGCAAACGGAGGAGAAUUCUGCACCAAAGUCUCUCGUCCCACGGCCACACCAAUUCUUUGAAUGCUUCUUAUAGAGUACAGCGCUUCCGGAGUUUGCUUUUUAGGCCAUAAGGAGGCACAUCGAAGCUCGGUGCCUCAAAGAAGUAUUUUAGUAAUUUCCUCCUUGAAGCUUAUAUGUUUCAUUAAUAUUAUUUACUCCGUAUUUUACAUACUUAAUCUACAACUCCACAUCACAUAAUAUUUUUUUAUAAUGUGUAGUUUCAUUAUUCAUUGCCAUUAAUCUAAUCCCCCAAAUGUACACGGAUUUGCUGCGCGUGAUAUGUUGUCGUGUUG
Molecule: messenger RNA, 3376 nt
Organism: Cuscuta campestris
Lineage: Eukaryota; Viridiplantae; Streptophyta; Magnoliopsida; Solanales; Convolvulaceae
Source: the annotation of a GenBank genome assembly